GGUCUUAUUUGGCAGCAUUUUAAAGAAAGUUAGGUCAUCUAAAGACUAUGGUAUUUUCACGGGAGUUGCAGCUGUGUUUUGUCGUCGUGUGGGUGUCAAGUACGUGGGCAAAGGUGGACGUAGAGUCCCUCCAAGCUACCGUCAACAAAUUAGCGAGACAGCUCAUGCUCCAACAGCAAUACGUGGAAGAAAGGAUUCGCAGUGAUGGGGACUCUGGAGUUAAACAAUGUCGCAUCAAUAACGAAGGGACGAAAGUGUAUCAUCUUCCAAGCCAUACCUCUAAGAAAGGAAUUGCGGCUCUACACGACCACUCAAACCACAUCAGAACAAUUGGACUGGGAGAAGUUAUAGUCGUAAUGAACGGGGUUGAAUUCCGUACCCGUCACAAUGAUUACAUCUUACACAAACCUAGCACAACAUCAAAAGAAUAUCACGCCACAGAAGAAAUACAAUUCCCCGAUGUCCCACCCGAAGUCACCCAGAAAGCAAAGGUUGAAGAUCAGAUUGAAGAAAUGCGAGAGUGGUUCAAGGCGUGGCGGGACCAAAACCACACCGUGCGAGACUAUCGUCAAUACUUCAAGCCUAUCCUGUGUUACAUGGAAGGAGCCUGGACAACGGAUGCCUGGGACGAUAUAGAGGAGCCUUUUAAAAGCGACCGUCACUGGCUUGAUGCAACCAGUUGGGAAGAUCUACAAAACAAGAUUCGUUUCACCUCCUAUAAUGGUCGUAAAAGUUCCUUGGAGAACUAUGCAUAUUUGCCGUCCACAAUUUUGGAUAUCAUUAACGGAUCUGAUCCCGUUUUUGCGCAGUGGAACUACCGAAUUUUAUGCCAUCCCCUUACUCGCGAUCUGCGCACCAAUAGAUUUCGCAUAGUCGACGAUCUGAGUCCCAGAAUGAUGUAUCUGCGGACCCUGAAGGACCACGGUAUGUCCCGCCGCGCAAGGUUUCAGCUGAACCCACGCGACAAAGGCUCGUGGAUAGACAGAUUACAGCAACAUUAUGGGUUGUUAGACGAACUCAUGAGCGAAAUUCCAGGCAAGGACAAUUACGGAGCUCAACUGACUGACGAAGCUUUUGACAAUCCGGCUCACACAAUUGACCUUAAUGGCGACAAAGUUAAUACAGCGUAUUACCAUCGCUGGUGGAAAGAGGUGAAACCUGGGGCAAUGGGUUUAGCGAUUCGGAAGCGAGGUUUCUCUGACAGAAGUCUCUUCAUGGCAAUGACUACGCAGCCUCGGAUAGCGGGAAUGGGGCUACGCGAUUGCAAAAACUCAGACGACCGCCGCCAAAUUUGUCAAAAUUAUCAACAGAAAUGGACAUACGCUAUCCCAUUGGAGGUGAUUUACCUCACUCCUCUUUCAACGUGGAAUCCGUACGGGAUAGAAUACAAAGGCGACGCAGAAACCGAGCUGGGACAAACGGUAACAGAGAACGAAAGUCGUUAUGGCGGCAUAACAUCAAAGACCGCAUAUAAUGGUGCAAAUAGUAAGCUGUACAAUCUCACCCCUGCCGAAUUUUUCCAAGGGAGAGUACUCGACUCCGACAAAGCCGAUACAUUUCGUGGAUCCGUUGGUGUAUUGGAUCCUGAAGGAAACGUACGGGCGUUGACUUCAUCGGGCGUGCGUGUGUCCUUCCCAAACAUUCCAGGUGUUGGGAUUCUGCGACAGAGAUAUCCAAUCAUGCCGCUACACAAUGAAGGAAACCCGAUAUGGAAAGAGCUGGAUUCCUUAAAAGAUAUAGUUAUGGAACACACAAGAUAUCUGAAGAUGUAUCGUGAGCGUCCAGGUGGAUCGGAGGGUGGCCAAGCAGGCAGUGACACCGACGCUACGGAAGAUACCAAAUACCAAGAUGGUGUCACACUUAUGGUGCUGCCUGCUACCCGUAGCCCCCCUGGUCCCCACGUGCACUGGAUGGAUCUUUCCCCAAGCGACGUGGACGACUUAAAGAACGGUCUACCUGUCACAAUGAUUACCACUGAGGAAUAUGGCCAUUCUCACAUGAUCAAGAUUAGAUACAAGCCCUCGCUGGAACAACCGUUUACUAUGAAUCGUUGUGAUGGCGAGAUGGCCUGCUGGGAUGGACACACGGGUCUGUCUAUUACCGAGGAAAUUUUGUAAAGAGAGCUUUGAUGUCAGUUGAUAACAUUUACUAUGGAAGAGGUACUCAAGAAUGUCUGAUUUGAAAUACGUUAUUCGGAAAUAUUUUAUCUCGUUUACUUAGUGAACAAAGCAUAACAGGUAGUCUAUAGGAAUAAUUUACGAACUGAUAAAAUAAAGUUUGAAAGUGCCAAAACUGAGUACAAGGACUUUAAUUCCCUGGGCGUUGUCGACUUUUAAUUAUAUGAUUUUACCAAAUACAUCCAAAAAAAUAUAUUCUAAUGCAGUUCCUAAAAUGCAUUUUAGAAAAUGUGUUAAUAUCCAAUAUGUCUUUCUUACAAUUAACAUCUUUGGUAUUAGAAUUGUACCGUUCGA
Molecule: messenger RNA, 2471 nt
Organism: Lingula anatina
Lineage: Eukaryota; Metazoa; Brachiopoda; Lingulata; Lingulida; Lingulidae
Source: RefSeq, a predicted model, not a curated record